AGGAUCAGCCCCCAGUUUGUCUCGGUACUAGGUACCAUGCAGAUCCAAGCACAAGGGUAGAAACCAUCCUGGACCAGGCAGGUCAUCCCCAUACCUAACUAACUCCUGAAGCUUCAACUAAAGGGUUGAGAUCGCUUUUUUUCUGCACAACAAAACAGUAGGCAAGGAAAAAUCGUGUCAGAAAAUCACAAUGUUAUCACAUUCUGCCAUGGUCAAAGAGAGGAAACAACAAGCAUCAGCCAUUAUGGAUGAAAUACACAGAAAUGUCUCACCCAGCUUAAACCUCGGAAAAAAGGUCAGCACCCCCAGAGAUAUCAUGGUAGAGGAGCUGUCGACACUCAGCAACAGAGGUGCAAGACUCUUCAAGAGACGUCAGCGGAGAUCUGACAAAUACACAUAUGAAAAUUAUCAUUAUGUAGCAAACAAGCCAAGAAAUCGUGGAGAGCCCAUACAGAGUGUUAAAAUGGACGGCCUCAGUGUGGAAGGAAUUUCCCAGCAUGCCCCAUUGACACCUCCUAAUACACCAGAUCCCCGGAGCCCACCACAUCCUGACAACAUUGCCCCAGGAUAUUCUGGACCAUUGAAAGAAAUUCCUCCUGAAAAGUUCAACACUACUUCUGUGCCAAAGUAUUAUCAGUCUCCCUGGAUAGAAGCCAUUAGGGAUGAUCCAGAGCUGCUGGAAGCUUUAUAUCCUAAACUUUUUAAACCUGAAGCAAAGCCAGAACUGCCUGACUACAGGAGCUUUAACAGAGUUGCCACUCCAUUUGGUGGUUUUGAGAGAGCAUCAAAGCUGGUUAAAUUCAAAGUACCAGAUUUUAAUCUACUGAUGCUAAACGACCCCAGAUUCAUGAUCCUUGCAAACCCUCUUGCUACCAGAAGAUCCUUCAAUAGGACUCCUAAAGGAUGGACGUCCGAGAAUAUUCCUGUAGUCUUCAUUCAGCCAGCGGAUUCCAACACUGUUCCAGAAACAGAGGAUCUGUGAGAGAAGCUGCACUCUACAUCGUACAAAAUGCUGAAAGCUGCACAUCCAUGUAUUUUUGGUCCAAAUAUUACUAAAGGCUACUGACAAAACUUUUCCUUGGCAGCUAGAGUAUAAGUAAUAAUGUCUGAUGCAGUGUCUCCUUUCUGGCACCUAGUUUCAUCUGUAGACGUAAUAUAAAUAAAGUAACUUGGCAAAGGU
Molecule: messenger RNA, 1180 nt
Organism: Athene cunicularia (burrowing owl)
Lineage: Eukaryota; Metazoa; Chordata; Aves; Strigiformes; Strigidae
Gene: MYOZ2
Product: myozenin 2
Exons: 6
Coding region: 191-982 (263 amino acids)
Cellular component (GO): Z disc; actin cytoskeleton
Molecular function (GO): telethonin binding; FATZ binding; actin binding
Source: RefSeq, a predicted model, not a curated record